Cuscuta epithymum is the source of this 834-nucleotide messenger RNA. Lineage: Eukaryota; Viridiplantae; Streptophyta; Magnoliopsida; Solanales; Convolvulaceae. The record is from the annotation of a GenBank genome assembly.
CAAGAUCUGGAAUGACCUAACCCUACUGCCGGUGGACCAAUUUAACUCUCAGCCAUACGGUCGUAAGCUAUACUGCUCUCUCCAUUUCCAGCUCCUCUUCACCUUCACCUUAGGUCGGACGCAGUCUAAUAUCCGGAGUAAUGGCAUUCUGCAACAGACUCGGUAGUCUUGUUAAGACUUGUGUUUCUAAACACAAUGCAACACAUGCUCCCGUGCAAGUAGCCACCAUGUUUGGUGCUCUACGAUGCAUGUCAUCAAAACUUUUUGUUGGUGGACUUUCAUAUGGGACCGAUGAUUAUUCCCUAAAGAAUGCUUUCUCUGGUUAUGGCGAGGUUGUGGAAGCAAGGGUUAUUACGGACAGAGAUUCUGGGAGGUCACGAGGAUUCGGGUUUGUGAAUUUUACUGACGAUAAAUCAGCAGAGGAAGCACUCUCCAAUAUGGAUGGAAAGCAACUUGACGGAAGAAACAUUCGUGUCUCUAUUGCUCAGGAGAGGUCUAGUCCUCGUGCCGGUGGGUUUGACCGCAGCAAUGAUGGAUAUUAAGUUGAGAUACAGUUUUGCAUAGUUAUGUAUGUGCAUCAGUGCAUGACAUUUGAAGUUUUAUGGAUUAAUUCGUGCAAUUGUUUCUUGGUUCAACCUAAUGGCUCCCUACUUGAAAUCUGAAACAAUGAAAUCGUGCAAUUGUUUCUUAGGUCGUUCUCACUCAUGGUUGUCAUUACUAAAUCUAUGAGUUUCUAAAAAUGGUUUUUGCCAUUAUAUUUGAAGAUCUCUGUACUUUUUCCUGGCAAUAAAUCAGUGUGAUUUAAGAUUUAUUUCGGAAGAACUUACCUAUGCU